AUGAAUGAUUAUAUUAAAUACCUAUAUGUUAUGAAUGAAAAAUUUAUUUUAACAAAAGUUCCUCGAAUACAAAUCAAUUGGAAUGUUAUUGAAGAUUUCUAUUAUGCUUAUCGUUAUGCUACUAAUCCUUGUCAUCAAGAUACUCAAUAUUUAAAAGAUUUAGUAGAAUUACUUUGUUCAGUAGGACAUUGUCCUGAAGUUGUUUAUAUGGAUAUGGAUUUACCUUAUCUUAUAUCAUAUUCGUUAGAAGUUCUUCGCAUGAAAAAACAAAUUUUAAAACUAUUGAAUGUUUCAUUUGAAAUUCAAUUUAGUUGA
Molecule: messenger RNA, 315 nt
Organism: Rotaria sp. Silwood1
Lineage: Eukaryota; Metazoa; Rotifera; Eurotatoria; Philodinida; Philodinidae
Source: the annotation of a GenBank genome assembly